Molecule: messenger RNA, 1776 nt
Organism: Chironomus riparius
Lineage: Eukaryota; Metazoa; Arthropoda; Insecta; Diptera; Chironomidae
Source: the annotation of a GenBank genome assembly
AUGAAUAAGUUGAGGUCAAUAGUUUUUGAAACGUUUAAAAGCAUGGCGCUAUCGUAUGUUGAUAUGUCUUCUGUUAUUGAGGUUCAGGAACGUUUAACGAGUCAUGGAGGUGGCAUUGGAUUAAGUAGCGGUAGCCCUGCAUAUUCAGCACACACAGCAGGUGGAACUGGUAGGUCUGGCAGCCUGUCAGCAAGUCAACAUGGUCCUGGCAUGCAUCAGCCAGCUGACUUUCAACCGCCUUACUUUCCACCUCCUUUUCAUCAUCCAUCGACACAUCAAAGUCCGCCGCAGCAGCAACAACAAAAUCAUCACGGUCUCGACUAUUUAAGUCCAGCAACAGAUCCAUACAGUCAAACGCCAUUGUCGUCGGGGCUUCAUCAUCACACAUCAUCAUUGCAUCAUCAUUAUAAUCAAUUAGCUGGUUUAAGUCGUCCUUCUCAGGAGCAAUUAAGCUUAUCUGGUCGAUCUCAUCGGGACUCGGUUGAUCUCGUUCAAGGAUGUCAUGUUACGCAACUCUCCCAUGGCUUCCCAAUGGCAUAUACAGAUCGUCGUACAAGCGACUACGGAGCAUCACUGGCUGGUUCAGGUGCCACAGGACGUUUAGGAGCUCCAGUUAGCGGACACGAUCAUGAUCCACUCUCACUUCAUCAGGCUCUACAAAAUGCAGUCGAUGAUCAAGAACAGAAUCAAGUUUGUGAUGAGAAUGCGACAACAUUCAUGACUGAUUUGCCUUUAUUGAAAAGUGAGUUUCAUUAUUCACCGCCAUUCUUUCCCGACAUUAAGAAAGAUCAAACUUCCCUCAACAUUGUCGGCUCACCGAGUGACGUUUUCUGUUCGGUUCCUGGUCGAUUGAGUCUAUUGUCAAGUACGAGUAAAUAUAAGGUUACGGUAGCUGAAGUUCAACGACGACUUUCGCCUCCUGAAUGCCUUAACGCAAGUUUACUAGGCGGUGUUCUUCGUCGUGCCAAGAGCAAGAACGGCGGUCGUUUGUUACGUGAGAAACUCGAGAAAAUCGGUCUUAAUUUGCCAGCUGGAAGACGAAAAGCUGCAAAUGUGACACUUUUGACAUCACUAGUUGAAGGUGAAGCCAUUCAUUUAGCCAGAGACUUCGGUUAUGUUUGUGAGACUGAAUUUCCUGCUCGACAAGUUGGAGAAUAUCUCACACGGCCACACAUUGAACAGCCUCAUGAUUCUUACAAAAGAAAAGAGGUGCUGUUGAAUACUAAACAGGUCACAAAGGAAUUGAUGGACCUCUUGAAUCAAGACAGAUCUCCACUGUGCAACACAAGACCACAACAUAUUUUGGACGGAUCAAUACAAAGGCAUUUGACACAUUUUUCACUAAUUACUCAUGGUUUUGGUUCACCUGCCAUAGUUGCUGCUCUUACGGCUAUUCAAAACUACUUAAAUGAAUCAAUAAAGCAUUUAGACAAAAUGUAUCCAGGAAACGGUGGCAGCAUGGUGACAUCAUCUCUGGACAACAAAUCGAAACUCGAUCUUGACAAAAAAUGAUAAUCAGCUUUAGGGAAGCGAAGGUCAUUUUUGUUUUGAUUCUUGGUUCCCAAUCAUUGUCUUUGUGUAUGUUUAUCUCAUCAUCAACACAAAAUCAAACGUCUGCGUGCGAUUUUUUCAUCUCUUCUGGUGUUCAUCAGCGCUGAAGCUCAAAAUUGCAUUAAUUUUUAUGUCGACAUGCUCAAUUCACAUGUGCCAACUCGCACUGACCAUAAAAAUGUUGUACAAAAAAUAUUAAAUUUUUAAAUAUGAAAAAAAGAUUAA